AGAACACUAUAUUAAACUGAAAACUGACAAGACUGGUCUAACAGAGCAAUUCAUCAGCCCAUGCAAAGGUCGUGGUGUAAUUACCUCACAGUUUUUCAAACAGGGGGAAUUUGUUCUUGAAUACCGUGGAGAACUUUGCAAAGCAGAUCCUUAUCUUGAAAAAAACAAGUUCAAUGAUACGGUGGAAGUGUUCUUAUUUGAUUUCAAAUGGAAAGGAACCUCUUGGUGCAUUGAUGCUUCUGUUGAAGACAAGUCAUUAGGAAGGCUUGUGAAUGAUGACCACCGAAGGCCUAACUGUAAGAUGAAAACAGUUGAAGUUGAAGGAAGGCCACAUCUUUGCCUGUUUGCCUUACGUGACAUUGACCCAGGAGAAGAAAUAACUUAUGACUACGGAAAAGCUGACUGGCCUUGGCGCAAGAUGGAUAAAUCUACCUAUGAGAUCAGCAACCAAAAUGGUGAUCUUGAACACUGCACUCAGGAUAAAUCGACUUAUGAGAUCAGCAACCAAAAUGGUGAUCUUGAACACUGCACUCAGGAUAAAUCUACUUAUGAGAUCAGCAACCAAAAUGGUGAUCCUGAACACUGCACUCAGGAUAAAUCUACUUAUGAGAUCAGCAACCAAAAUGGUGAUCCUGAACACUGCACUCUGGAUAAAUCUACCUAUGAGAUCAGCAACCAAAAUGGUGAUCUUGAACACUGCACUCAGGAUAAAUCUACCUAUGAGAUCAGCAACCAAAAUGGUGAUCCUGAACACUGCACUCAGGAUAAAUCUACUUAUGAGAUCAGCAAACAAACCGGCGAUCUUGAACACUGCACUCAGGAUAAAUCUACUUAUGAGAUCAGCAACCAAAAUGGUGAUCCUGAACACUGCACUCAGGAUAAAUCUACCUAUGAGAUCAGCAACCAAAAUGGUGAUCUUGAACACUGCACUCAGGAUAAAUCGACUUAUGAGAUCAGCAACCAAAAUGGUGAUCUUGAACACUGCACUCAGGAUAAAUCGACUUAUGAGAUCAGCAACCAAAAUGGUGAUCUUGAACACUGCACUCAGGAUAAAUCUACCUAUGAGAUCAGCAACCAAAAUGGUGAUCCUGAACACUGCACUCAGGAUAAAUCUACUUAUGAGAUCAGCAAACAAACCGGCGAUCUUGAACACUGCACUCAGGAUAAAUCUACUUAUGAGAUCAGCAACCAAAAUGGUGAUCCUGAACACUGCACUCAGGAUAAAUCUACCUAUGAGAUCAGCAAACAAACCGGCGAUCUUGAACACUGCACUCAGGAUAAAUCUACCUAUGAGAUCUGCAACCAAAAUGGUGAUCUUGAACACUGCACUCAGCCACUACAUUAUUCUGAUGACUUCUUCUUGGAGAGGACCAGGGGAACUCUGGAAGAUGCGCAGAAGGCUGCAGUUCCUGUAGUUGCCACAACAUCAUUACUUCAACCAGCAUCAGAGAAAUGCUUCAUUGAAUACUUAAAAAAGAAGUCCUCAAGACAAAAACAGGUCUCGACAUAUACAGAAACAUCUUCUGAUGAAUCCGAUCACACAGACUAUAGUGAUGCUGAUUAUGUUCCAGACUCUGAAGGAAGUUCCUCUCAGCUAGAUGAAGAUGGACCUCUUUAUCCAACUGCAAAGAAGUCUCUGCUUUCUCUGCAAUACCCCUAUUUAUCUCCACGAAAACUAGAUAAUUAUUCAGAAAUUUUAAAUAAAGGUAAUGGUGCCACAUCUUUUAAGAAGAGGAUCUCAAAAACCCCAAGAAAGAGAAAGCUCUCAUCCCACAGUGCAACAAAUGGCAAUGAAAGUACACCAAAGAAAAGCAGAACUGAAGAGAUUUCGGACUCAAUCAAAGUGUUACCACCUUCAAAGUCUGGAAGUCGCCGUGUGUAUGAUAAGAGAAACUAUUGUUUGUUUUGUCUCCAACCUACAUCAAAAAUUGCACGACACCUUGAGACUGUACAUAAAAAUAAGGAAGAGGUUGCUCGUGCAUUUCAAUAUCCCAAAAAUUCAAGAGAGAGACGCAAUAGGUUGAACAUCCUUCGAAGACGUGGAAAUUUUGCCCAUAAUGCCAGUGUUGUGAAGAGGGGGGCUGGUGAGCUACAGGCCUGCUAUAGACCAAAGAAAUCCACAGAGGGCAUUGAUUACAUUCAUUGUUAUCACUGCCAGGGACUCUAUUCUAAGAAAACACUGUGGAAGCACAUGAGAAUAUGCCCAGCAAAGAAAGAAAGUGAAGAAGACUCCCAGAGUGGGAAGCAGCGGGUUCGAUCCAAAUGUGCACUGAAAACUGCUGUUGCUCGUGACAUCGGAGAGGGCUUGAAAAAUGUGAUUUCCUGCAUGAAAUAUGACGAGGUAACUCAAUUAAUCCAAAAUGACCAACUUCUUCUUCAGUUUGGACAGCACCUUUAUGAUCUAAAUGGUUCAAGAAAGAACAGACAUGACUACAUAAGGCAAAGGCUUAGGGAACUUGGGCGACUGCUGCUUAUAGCUCAGAAGAAUACCCCCAUUCAAAAGGCAGAGGAACUGAUUUAUCCUGCAAACUUCAACCAUUUGAUAUCUGCAGUGAAAGAGGUGGCUGGGUACAAUCCUGAAAGAAAUACAUUCCAGAAACCUACCUUAGCUCUAAAAAUUGGCAACAAUCUGGGAAUUAUCUGUGAGCUUGUAGAGACUGACAAUUUGUCCUCAGAAGACAGAGACUCAAGCCUUGUGCAAUUUGCCAGAGAAUUUAAGGCUAUCAAAAAUUUUAGAUGGAAGGGACUGAUCACCAGAGGUGCAACAACAACCAUGAAGGAGUCUAAGUGGAAUGCACCACAGAUUUUACCUUUAACAGAUGAUGUCAAAUGCUUGGAUCGCCAUAUGGAGACUGUUAAAAGCAGUGCUGAAAGAAUGCUGAGGUUGACUCCAACUCCAUACAGCUAUGCAAUGCUUGCCAAAGUGACACUUGCUCAAGUGAUCAUUUUUAACAGAAGAAGAGAAGGAGAGGUAUCAAGAAUGGAGGUGUCCACCUUUAAAGACAGAAAAAAGUCAGAAAUCAAUAUGGACAUGGCUGCUUGUCUGACCUCACUUGAGAAAAAAAUGUGUGAUUUCUUCACCAGAGUAGAAAUCCGUGGAAAACGAGGGAGAGGAGUUCCUAUUCUCCUGAAACCAUCAAUGGUCUCUGCAAUGGAGCUCCUUGUGGAAACUCGUGAAUCUUGUGGCGUCCCCAAAGAGAACAUUUACAUGUUUGCUAGACCAGGAGCUUUAUCUGCCUAUCGAGGAAGAGACUGUAUCCAAAUGUUUGCAAAGGAGAGUGGAGCAAAACACCCUGAAAUCUUAACAUCAACAAGGCUCCGAAAACAUAUAGCAACAAUGUCUCAGGUGCUUAAUCUUCAAGAAAAUGAAGCAGAUCAACUAGCAGACUUUCUGGGUCAUGACAUACGUGUGCACAGGCAGUAUUACCGUUUGCCUCAGGGAACACUUCAGCUUGCUAAGAUGAGCAAAUUGCUUUUGGCACUGGAGAAUGGAACUGUUUCACAUUAUAAAGGCCAAACACUUGAUGAUAUUGAAAUUUACCCUGAAGAAAAAGUUGAUCUGGGAAAUUCAGAUGGCUCAAGCGAUGAGAGUGAGCCUCUUCAAUCAGCUCUGGAGGCAAUAAAAACACCAGAGAAUGAGACAACGGAUCAGGGUGGAGACAGAGGGCCAUGGACUUCUUCAUCUCCAGGGACGUCUUCAUCUCCAAGGACUUCUUUCAGUCCUCCUUUGAAAAAGGGCAACCGAGUUAACGCCAAAUGUAAGUGGGAAGCUCAUGAGGUACGUGCAGUUGAAAGACACAUGAUGCGUUUCAUCAACACAUGCAAGGUGCCUCAGAAGCUGGACUGCAUUCAAUGCAUCAAUGCAGAACCCUAUGCACUGAAAGACAGAAACUGGACUGGAGUGAAAAAUUAUGUUAGAAAUCGCAUUACUGCCUUAAAAAGAAAAGCUUGUGCAAAGGACUGAGGGCUGUCUGUUUGUGAUUUCAGUGAGUUAAAAUUUCCUGUUUCUCUGGUAAAAUGGUUCUGAAGAUGUUUUGAAGACGUUGCACUCCAAAAAUUUCAGGUUCAGUAAUUUUGUUACCUAAGACCUUUUCUCAUUCUGAGAGGAAAAAACAAAUCUUUUCAAGUUGACAUUUUGUUCUUAACAUGGUUUUCAUUGUGUCCACUUCACACUGUACGAAAUGUAUUUGGAAUCAAAGUUUUUUACAUUUGCGGUUAGAAGCACUUAAUGAAUUGUGCAGAUAUUUUGCUGUUUCUUUGUUGCUGCAAGUUCCUGUGUAUACAUGAAGUGCAUGUAAAUUGCUAAAAACAACACGGUAGGAAUAAAAGAAGCAGAAUAUUUAAA
Molecule: messenger RNA, 4345 nt
Organism: Oreochromis niloticus (Nile tilapia)
Lineage: Eukaryota; Metazoa; Chordata; Actinopteri; Cichliformes; Cichlidae
Exons: 24
Coding region: 302-3964 (1220 amino acids)
Molecular function (GO): protein binding
Source: RefSeq, a predicted model, not a curated record